This is a messenger RNA of Colletotrichum fioriniae, 717 nucleotides long. RefSeq lists its product as uncharacterized. Lineage: Eukaryota; Fungi; Ascomycota; Sordariomycetes; Glomerellales; Glomerellaceae. The record is from RefSeq and is a predicted model, not a curated record. Gene Ontology annotation, cellular component: extracellular region.
AUGCGUUUCUCCGCUGUCGCCGUUGCCGCUCUCGCCACCCAGGCCGCCGCCUGGAGAGGCCAAGGCCCCCCAUCCGGCUCCUACUGGGGCUGGGGUAACACCGGCGUCGAGGCCAGCAAGGCCGCCGACGACUGCUCCGGCGCCGAGGUGACCUCCACCUCCACCAUCACCCUCCCCGCCGCCACCGCCCCUCCCGCCGCCACUUCCGCCGCCCCGGUCGUGACCCCCUCCGCCGCCGCCCCCGUUGAGGAGGCCGUCAGCACCACCUCCUCCGCUGCCCCGGCUGCCACCACCGCUGCCUCCAGCGGUACCUCCGGCCUCACCUCGGACCAGCAGGCCGCCCUCGAUGCCCACAACGCCGCCCGCUCCGACGUCGGCGUCCCGGCCCUCGAGUGGGAUGCCACCCUCGCCUCCAACGCCCAGGAGUGGGCCACCCACCUCCUCUCCGUCGGCUCCCUGACCCACUCCCAGGUCUCUGACCAGGGCGAGAACCUGUACAUGCAGUCCAACACCGACAGCCCCUACAUCAACGCUGCCAACGCCUGGAUCGCUGAGAAGUCCUCCUACAACGGCGAGACCAUCUCCGAGUCCAACUACAUGGGCUUCGGUCACUACACUCAGAUCGUCUGGAAGAGCACCACCAAGGUCGGUCUGGCUGUUGCCACCAACUCCCAGGGCACCUACGUCGUCGCCCGCUACUCGCCCCCUGGCAACUAG